Molecule: messenger RNA, 1401 nt
Organism: Otolemur garnettii (small-eared galago)
Lineage: Eukaryota; Metazoa; Chordata; Mammalia; Primates; Galagidae
Gene: GIPR
Product: gastric inhibitory polypeptide receptor
Exons: 13
Coding region: 1-1401 (466 amino acids)
Biological process (GO): adenylate cyclase-modulating G protein-coupled receptor signaling pathway; cell surface receptor signaling pathway
Cellular component (GO): plasma membrane
Molecular function (GO): G protein-coupled peptide receptor activity; gastric inhibitory peptide receptor activity; peptide hormone binding
Source: RefSeq, a predicted model, not a curated record
AUGCCUAACUCACCGCCCUUGAGGCUGCUGCUACGGCUAUGGCUGUGGGGGCUGCUGCUCCGGAGGGCGGAGACAGGCUCUGAGGGUCGCACGGCGGGGGAGCUGUACCAGCGCUGGGAACGGUACCGCAGGGAGUGCCAGGAGACCUUAGAGGCCACAGAGCCACCCUCAGGCCUCGCCUGUAACGGGUCCUUCGAUAUGUAUGUCUGCUGGGACUAUGCUGCACCCAAUGCCACUGCCCGUGCGUCCUGCCCCUGGUACCUGCCCUGGCAUCACCACGUGGCUACAGGCUUUGUCCUCCGCCAUUGUGGCAGUGAUGGCCACUGGGGACCUUGGAGAGACCAUACCCAGUGUGAGGACCCAGAGAAGAAUGGGACCUUUCAGGACCAAAAGCUGAUCUUGGAGCGGCUACAGGUCAUGUAUACCAUCGGCUAUUCCCUGUCCCUUGCCACGCUGCUGUUAGCCCUGCUCAUCUUGAGUUUCUUCAGGCGGCUGCGCUGCACUCGAAACUACAUCCACAUCAACUUGUUCACGUCUUUCAUGCUGCGGGCAGCAGCCAUCCUCACCAGAGACCGUCUGCUACCUCCACCCCAACCCUCCUUGGGGGACCAGGCCCCUACCUUGUGGAAUCAGGCCCUAGCUGCCUGCCGCACAGCCCAGAUUGUGACCCAGUACUGUGUGGGCGCCAACUACACGUGGCUGCUGGUGGAGGGUGUCUACCUACACAGCCUCCUAGUGCUCGUGGGGAGCUCCGAGGAGGGCUACUUCCGUUGCUACCUGCUGCUUGGCUGGGGGGCCCCCGCGCUUUUCGUCAUUCCCUGGGUGAUCGUGAGGUACCUGUACGAGAACACACAGUGCUGGGAGCGAAAUGAAGUCAAGGCCAUUUGGUGGAUCAUACGCACUCCUAUUCUCAUGACCAUCUUGAUUAAUUUCCUCAUUUUUAUCCGCAUUCUGGGCAUCCUUUUGUCCAAGCUGAGGACACGGCAGAUGCGCUGCCCAGACUACAGGCUGAGGCUGGCUCGCUCAACGUUGACGCUGGUGCCCCUCCUGGGAGUCCACGAAGUGGUGUUCGCUCCCGUGACAGAGGAACAGGCCCGGGGUGCCCUGCGCUUUGCCAAGCUCGGCUUUGAAAUCUUCCUAAGUUCCUUCCAGGGCUUCCUGGUCAGCGUACUCUACUGCUUUAUCAACAAGGAGGUGCAGUCGGAGAUCCGCCGUGCCUGGUAUCACUGCCGCCUGCGCCACAGCUUUGGCGACGAGCAGCUCCAGCUUCCGGAGAGUAUCUCCCGGGUCCUGCCCUCGGGCUCUGGCCCAGGCAAGGUCCCUACCGGCCGCGCCUCGUCCUUAGGGACCCUCCCUGGGGAUGGGGAUGAGGCCAGCCGGGUGUUAGAAAGUUACUGCUAG